Rotaria sp. Silwood2 is the source of this 5118-nucleotide messenger RNA. NCBI's taxonomy places the organism in Eukaryota, Metazoa, Rotifera, Eurotatoria, Philodinida, Philodinidae. The record is from the annotation of a GenBank genome assembly.
AUGUCAAAUAGUCUAUACACAACAUUAACUCGCGAAAUACCGAAUAAAUCCGUUGAUCGUCGAGCAAUUGAGGGCCUCGCACAAAGCUCGACAAGCUUUAUGGAGCCAUGUAAACAUAUCCAAGAAAAACAUUUUAAUCCAUUUUUUAAUUACUGGCACUUUACUUUUCCACCGCAAAAAAAACGACAACAACGGCAAAUAAAAAUUAUUGAUCUAACAGAAACAAAUUUAGUAGAACAUCAAUGUACAGUAUAUAGGACAAUUCAAUCAAAUACUAAUGUUGAAGAAUGUGCACAGAAAUUAAUUAACAUGAAUUUACAUUCAGGACAAGAAAUUGAAUUAUGUCAAAUGAUUGUUGAUAUUUGUGCACAACAACGAACAUAUGAACAUGCUUUUGGUUUACUUGGUCAACAUUUUUGUUUAUCAAGAAAAGAAUAUGUUGAAUAUUUUGAAAAGAUUUUUCAAGAUCAAUAUAAAAUUAUUGAUUAUCUUGAAUAUGUUAAAUUAAGAAAAGUUGCAAAAUUUUUUGCACAUUUACUUGUUACUGAUGCAAUAUCAUGGGCUGUGUUUCGUUGUAUUCGUUUAACUAAAGAAGAUACAACAUCAUCAUCACGUGUUUAUAUAUUUAAUUUAUUUUUAGAAUUAACUGAAUAUCUUGGUUUAAAUAAACUUAAGAAUCGUUUAACUGAUCCAACAUUGACAGAAUAUUUUCAAGGUCUUUUUCCUCGUGAUAGUCCAAAAAAUAGUCGAUUUUCAGUCAAGUUUUUUACAUUGAUUGGUCUUGGUGAUUUAACUCUUGGUACAAAUAUUCAUUUGAUAUCAAAAGUUGAUUUGAAAAAAUUGAUAAUUAAUACAAAUGAAUUAAAUUUCUUUCAAUGGUUAUUCAAUGCAUGGAAUAUUGCUUAUCCAAUAUCAUUAAUAGAUCAAAAUGAUAAUAAUCUGUUUGUUCUUUUUAAUUCUAUAGCAUUAGAACCACCUGUUCCUUUAAAUACAAUAUGGAGCGAAUCAUGGUCAGUAGAUGAAUAUGAGUCGGAAAUUUAUUUUCAUUUGUUACAUCCAUGUGAUUCAUCAAUUCUCUUUUAUCUUUAUAAAUUAUUUCCAUCACAAAAAAUAUUACUUGCUUCAAAAAAUUUCUUACUAAUUCAAGAGGGUAAUGACUUGAUGUAUUAUCAAUGGAAACAUUUAGCACUUUAUCAUUAUUUAUUAGCACCGACUCUUACUUCUACUUGCAAUAUAUGUGGUCUACAUCCUAUAGCAAACAAAGCUCUUUAUGAUUCAUGUACAAUAUUAUCACCUACACGACAUACAAUAGAAAAGAAAAUUGAUACAAAUGAAAUAGAUAAAAACGAAGAUCAAUCAAGUUCAUUAAUAUUUGAACUUGAUAAAAAUUCAUUUUCUUAUACAAGCAAAUAUAAUAUGAGACCAGAUGGAUUUAAUUCAUUUGAAGUUAUGUUUUUAACAACUAAUAAUGAAGAUGAACAAUCAAAUUCUCCAAUAUUCUCAUCUAUUCAUAUAGGAUGUUUAAUGAAUAAUUUUCAUAUAAAAGAAGAUGAACAAAUACUAUUUAAAUAUGGUACUAGUGAACAAAAUCAAAUGCAAGAAAUUUAUAAUGGUUCACGGUUACGUAUUAAUAUAUUAUUUACUGAUAAACCGAAUAUUUAUGAAUUAGUACUAUUAGUCAAUAAUAUACCAUGGUCUCGUCAAACAAUCAAACGUAAAUUAAUUCAAACCAUGUUUCAACCAUUUAUUCAAACUUCAGAAAUUGAUAUAUUUGAACGAAAUAUUCGUAUGAUUAUCCUUUAUAAUAAAUCUGCUCUUGAUAAGGCAAUUAUUAAUCCAUCUACAUUAAAUACAAUAAAAAAACCAUGGAAAGUUGGUAUGCGUCUUGAAGCAAAAAAUCGAAAAAAUCCAUCUAUAUUAGCUAUUGCUAAUAUUACUGAAGUUUAUGAUGACAAUCGUAUACGUAUUAAUUUUGAUGGAUGGACAUCAACAUUUGAUUAUACAGCUGCAAUUGAUAAUCCUGAUUUUCAUCCUUGUGGCUAUUGGGAAUAUAUUCAACGUGUUUUAUAUAAAAAUGUGAAUACUUCGAAAAUAAAUUCACAUUUUACAUUUACUCGUUAUGAUAAACCAAAAUCUUAUGAUGAUUCAUUUAGUUGGCGUAAUUAUUUAACACAAAAAAAUCAAGAACCAGUACCAUUCGAAUGUUUUAAUGAUAUACAAACAGAAGGUAUGCCUAUCGAAUAUUUUCCAUAUGGUAUAACAAAAUCUGCAUUUACUUGUCUUUCAUGUCGUCAUAUUUAUAAUGUCCGAGUUAAAUAUCAUAAAAUGAAAACGAUCAUUCAAAACGAAAUAGUUAAUAAUAUACUUUAUGAACAUCAUAUAGAAUCAGCUAAUCCUACAUCAAUUACAAGUCCAGGUAUAGUUUUAUUGCCAAUACCAUUUGAUAUAUCAACGUUAACAUAUCCAUGUUUAAAACAAUUUCAAUAUUCAUCCGAUUUUUAUGUUCAUUUAACAUGCAACCAUCGAAGUAUUUCUCCAUUGGACUCAACAACUAUUAUAUCAGGUGGACAUUUAAUGGAUAGUGAAGGUGAUAAAAUUAAAAAAGAUGAACUUUCUAUGCCCCUUAUAACACUAUGUAUGCUAACUGCUAUUGAUCUCGUUCGAAAUCAAAAACGUCCAAUAGCACCUUCAACAUCAAAAUUAAUUUCAAAUAAUAAUAAUUUAUGUGACAAACGUGUUAUUGAUUAUUAUAUACGACGUUGGCUUGAUUUAAGUGCCUAUAUAACAUGUUUUCAUUCAACAAGUUUUUAUAAUGAAAAUUCAUUAACAAUAAAUCUAUCUCAAAUAAAUCUUAUACCAUUUUAUACAUCAUAUAUUGAUCCUGAUUUAUAUAUUAAUCUUAAUAGUGGUUUUACAUCAAUAAUAAUUAAUUCUAAAUCUUCAUUAAAUACAAAUAAAAAAAAUCAAUUUGGUAAAUAUGGUGAAUGUUAUUAUUGUUGUUUACUUCGUAAAGAUGAAAUAAAAGAACAAUCAAAUAUAUCAUUACAAAAACGUUUAGAAUUGAUUGGUGAUUAUGCAUCAAGUAUAUAUUAUCUUGAAUUAUAUGAACAAGAAAAAGAAAAUUUAACUAAAAAUGAUUUAAUAUUAGAUGACAAUUUUUUUCUUAAAUUUAAUGGUUUAGAAAUUAUUGAUAUAACAAAUAUAAUUAUUGAUCGUUUUCAAUUAUGUCAUAAGAAUAUAUAUUGUUUAAAAAACCUUGCAUAUCUUUCACUUGAAAAUAAUAAUCUUUCAAUGAUUCAAAUUGAUUUUAACUAUCUAAAUGAAUUAACUUAUUUAAAAUUAAUUGAAAAUCCACUUGAAUCAUUACCAGUAAAUUGUUUAUCAUCAAAAUCAUUACAAACUGUUGAAUUAUCUAAACUUGGUCGAUUAGUUGAAAUUGAUUCUGAUACAAAAUUUUCAUCAAAAUUAAAAACAUUAUUAAUUACAGAGAGUAUAUUAAUAACAUUACCACACACAUUAGCAACAGGCAAUCGAAAUAAAUUAACUAAAUUAAAAUUAAAUGGUGUUCCAUGGUGGGGAGCUGGUGGUUUGAAUGUUAAUGAAGUUAUUAAAUAUGAUUCAUUUCUUAAAAAAUUUGUUAUAUUUCUUGAUUCUGAAGAAUUAGCAAAAAUUCAUCAUAUGUAUGAUACAGAUCUUAAUGGAGUUUUAUCAUAUUCAGAAAUUAAUUUAAUGAAUGCUCAUAUAUAUCGUUAUAUUCCACGAUUAAGAUCAUCCAAUACAAAGAUUUCGAAUUCCGAUCAAUCAUCUAUUGAAUCGACACAUACAAAUGAAUCAGAUAUUUUUAAACAAGAUUCAUUUAGUACUGAUCUAUCGUGUAUUCCACCGACAAUAUUUUAUCUUGAAAAUUUAAUUGAACUUACAAUUGAAUAUCAAGGAAUUAAAAUUGUACCAGAUGCAAUCAAAAAUCUAAAACAUUUAGUUAUAUUCAGUUUAAAUUAUUGUAUUGAACUUGAAACAUUAAGUGCAUAUGUUGGACUUUUACCACUUCGUGAACUCAAUUUAAAUGGAUGUGUUUCAUUAAAAACACCACCAAUAGAAAUUACACGUCGUGGCCAUACACAAACCAUGGCAUUUUUAAAACGAUUGAUUAGUGGUUCAACAUUAUGUAAAAGAACGAAACUCAUGUUGGUUGGUCUCGGUGGAGCAGGCAAAACAAGUUUAGUACGUGCUUUUCGUAAAUAUCAUUCAGAUAAACCACCAGAAAUCACCGAUGGCAUUGAUAUUGUCAAAUGGAAAGUACCAUUGAAUCAACCUGAUGAUUUUCUUGAAUUUAGCGUAUGGGAUUUUGCAGGACAAUCUGUUUAUUAUCAUGCUCAUCAAUUUUUUUUGGCUAAAAAAGCUGUUUAUAUUCUUGUGUGGAAUAUUCGUCUUGGAGCUGAGCAUGGUGGUCUUGAUUUUUGGCUUUCUUCUAUUUGCUGCCAUGCGCCUAAUGCACCUAUAUUUGUUGUUGGUACACAUUCCGAUGUAGUAUCUCGCAUUGAUCUAUGUCAAGACGAUCUUAAACGACGUUAUCCUCAAAUAACUGGAUUUUUUAAUGUUAGUACACGUACACAUGAUAAUAUUAAGGAAUUGAUUGAGGCUAUUAUUAAAACAACAUUAGCAUUACCUUAUAUGGAUAAACAAAUUCCAAAAGUAUGGCUUACUUUUGAAAAAUUAAUUGGUGAAUGUAAGGAAGAUAUAUUGACAUACGAUCAAGUAGCAGAUAUAGCUCCUAAUGCUGGUAUAAUUGAUCCAGGUGAAAUUCUUCAAGCUAUACAAUUUUUAAGUGAUUUUGGUUCUUUACAAUAUUUUUCUUCGGAACAUUUGAAAAAUUAUGUUGUUAUUAAUCCACAAUGGAUUAUUAAUGCUAUGGCUUGUAUUGUUAGUAUUAAAGAUAGUCCUGUCAAAAAGGGACGUCUAUAUCACUCAGAUAUUGAUGUUAUUUGGAAAAAUUAUGAUAAAAAUCUACAUCCUUGGAUUUUGAAAUUAACUGAAGCAUUCGAUUUAACUUUUCCAGUACCUGAUCAAAAUAUGAAUUUAGUAUCAUGUCUCUUACCUGAAAAAGAACCUAAGGUGUGA